AUGCCUGUUCAUCAUCUCAUGGUUGGUACCUGGACUCCUCCAGGUGCUAUCUUCACUUUUGCCUUUGACGAUGAAGCUCUUACACUUAAGCUUGUGAAGAGGACCGAGAUCCCCAAGGAUGAGCCAAUUUCAUGGAUGACAUUUAGUCAUGAUCGCAAAGCUAUUUACGGUGCUGCUAUGAAGAAGUGGUCCAGCUUCGCCGUCGAAUCGCCAACUUCGAUAACUCACCAAGUCUCUCACCCAAUGGAGCACGAUCCCAAUGCUUCUCUUGCCACCACAAACACCCGUGCCAUCUUCCUUCUCGCAGCGAACAAGCCUCCUUAUGCCGUCUACUGCAAUCCUUUCUACGAUCACGCUGGCCACGGCGCUGUCUUCACCACCGAUUCCACCACAAAGGCACUCAAGGAAAAUGUUCAAAACUACCCUUACCAGCCUAACACGGGUAUUCACGGAAUGGUCUUUGAUCCUGAGGAGGAGUACCUUUAUUCUGCCGACCUCCGUGCUAACAAGAUCUGGACCCAUCGCCGUGUCAACAAAGACGAUCCUUCUCUUGAGCUGGUCGGUUCUGUCGAUUGUCCUGAUGCUCGAGACCACCCCCGCUGGGUUGCCAUACAUCCUACUGGAAACUACCUCUACGCUCUUAUGGAGAAGGGCAACCGGAUUUGCGAGUACCUGAUCGACCCCGCAACUCGUCUGCCCGUUUACACUCAUAAGCACUACCCUCUGAUCCCUCCAGGUAUCCCCGAUAGGUGGACACAGUACCGUGCUGAUGUCUGCGUGCUUUCGUCGUCGGGCAAGUAUCUCUUUGCCUCGUCCCGUGCCAACUCCUUCGACCUGACAGGGUAUGUGGCCGCCUUCAAGCUCUCGGAUACCGGCGCCAUUGAGCGCCAGAUCUGCCUCAAUCCUACACCUACGAGUGGUGGACAUAGUAAUGCGGUUGCACCUUGCCCUUGGACAGAUGAGUGGGUAGCAAUCACGGAUGAUCAAGAAGGUUGGCUGGAGAUCUACCGCUGGCAAGAUGAGUACCUCGCCCGUGUUGCAAGGGUUAGAACACCAGAGCCUGGCUUCGGCAUGAACGCCAUCUGGUAUGAUUGA
Molecule: messenger RNA, 1095 nt
Organism: Fusarium tjaetaba
Lineage: Eukaryota; Fungi; Ascomycota; Sordariomycetes; Hypocreales; Nectriaceae
Product: carboxy-cis cis-muconate cyclase
Exons: 3
Coding region: 1-1095 (364 amino acids)
Molecular function (GO): protein binding; 6-phosphogluconolactonase activity
Source: RefSeq, a predicted model, not a curated record